Molecule: messenger RNA, 2129 nt
Organism: Hirundo rustica (Barn swallow)
Lineage: Eukaryota; Metazoa; Chordata; Aves; Passeriformes; Hirundinidae
Gene: SLC22A16
Product: solute carrier family 22 member 16
Exons: 8
Coding region: 84-1844 (586 amino acids)
Biological process (GO): transmembrane transport
Cellular component (GO): membrane
Source: RefSeq, a predicted model, not a curated record
GGACAGCGCCGGGACAGCGCCGUGCCUCUUCCCGCACCACCGGGACAGCGACGCCGAGGCUCCCGGUCGGCAGCCGCCCCGCCAUGGCUCUCAGCUCCGAGCGGCUCUUCGACUCGCUGGGACAUUUCGGCAGAUUUCAAGCAUGCGUUUAUUUUGCAUCUGUCUUUCAAGCUAUAUCAUGUGGUAUCCAUUACUUAGCAUCCGUGUUCAUGGCUGUUACUCCUAACUUUGUAUGUGGGUUCCCUGGAAAUGUGAGUAGUGUUCUUUUCCACAACUCCUCUGCAUCAAGUAUAGAGGACAUCUGGACAGUGUGGACAUCAACAGAAAAUUACAUUGUAGCUCAGCUGGAAAAUGGAGAAAUUUGGGAACUUGAUCAAUGCAGCAGGUCCAAACGAGAAGUCAGUUUGGAUCUGGCAUACGAAUACAAAGGCAACAAGUCUGUAUUUCCUUGUUCUGAUGGAUUUCUCUACGACGAUACAAAGUGGAAGAGCACUGUUGUUACACAAUGGGAUCUGGUCUGUGACCGAGAAUGGCUUGCAAAAUUAAUCCAGCCCACUUUCAUGCUUGGAGUCUUGAUUGGAGCAGUGAUUUUUGGUGACAUUGCUGACAGACUGGGAAGACAGCGUGUUAUAUGGUUCACAAGUGCUGGUCAGUUUGUAUUUGGCAUCGCAGUGGCCUUCACAUUUGACUACUACAGUUUCGUGAUCGUGCGCUUUCUCCUUGCUAUGGUUUCAAGUGGCUAUCUGGUUGUGGCUUUCGUUUAUGUGACUGAAUUUGUUGGCAUUAAAGCACGAACCUGGGCUUCUAUGCAUGUCCAUGCUUUUUUUGCUUUGGGAAUUAUGGUUGUGGCACUCGUGGGAUUUUUGGUUCGGACCUGGUGGGUCUAUCAGAUAUUUCUCUCCAUAGCAACUCUUCCUUUUGUCUUGUGCUGCUGGAUGCUCCCAGAAACACCUUUUUGGCUCCUGUCAGAGGAAAGAUACGAAGAUGCACAAAAAGUGAUUGAUACAAUGGCAAGAUGGAAUAAAGUCAGCACUCCUUGCAAAGUUUCUGAACUGUGCUCGGUGCAACAAGAUGACCUAGCCAGUGGCAGGACGGGUGAUGAUGAUACAUCCUCAACAAAGAAGCACAACAUCUUAGACCUGUUUUGUAACUGGCAAAUUGCAAGAAGGACCAUCACAGUCUGGCUGAUCUGGUUCACUGGGAGCUUGGGGUACUACGUCUUCUCCCUCAGUUCUGUCAGUCUAGGAGGAAAUGAAUAUUUAAAUCUCUUUCUCAUAGGUGCUGUGGAGUUGCCUUGCUAUAUCAUUGCUUGCGUUGCGAUGGACAAACUGGGAAGGAGGAACACACUCAUUCCGUUCCUUAUUUUAAGUGCACUGAUCUGUGUUUUAAUUAUGUUCAUACCUCAGGAUUUCAAUAUAUUAAUUAUCUUAGCAAAUAUGGCUGGAAAAUUUUCCAUAGGUGUGGCAUUUGGCCUUAUAUAUCUCUACACAGCAGAACUGUACCCAACAAUUGUAAGAUCACUUGCUGUUGGAAGUGGAAGCAUGAUGUGCCGCGUAGGAAGUGUGGUUGCUCCUUUCUGUGUAUAUCUGAGAAGUGUUUGGAUUUUCAUGCCUCUUUUGCUUGUUGGAAUCAUGGCUCUUCUGAGUGGAAUGUUAACCAUAUUGCUUCCAGAAACACUGGGAAAACCACUGACUAAUACUUUGGAGGAAGCUACAGAAAUGGGAAGAAACAAGAAAAGCAGUUCCAAAAAGACUCCUCCAGCACAUAGUGGUUCUGAAAAGACUCCUCCAGCAUUAGAAAAGAUAGAGAUGUUUGGUCAAGAAAGAGUCAGUGCUGACAAAUAAAGCAGUGGCAAAAUAGCUGUUCCAAAUUUUAAUCACUAUCUAAUUUAUAAGAUCUCUGUAUUCAAGAAAUGUGACUGUUCUAUAACAUCUGUGCCUUUUACUUUGUAUCCUGUCUUCCCUUUCCAAUAGAGUAAUUGUAUGAAACCUUUUCAAAGUGACCGAAUUACUGCAGAAAAUUUGAUAAGACUUCUAGAUCCCUUGUCAAAAUUGCCCAGACUUUAAAACACCUGUCUGACUUGCCAAGACUGGUUGGAAUGAUUACUCUAAAUGUUGGAACCCGCCUGA